UAAAUAUUUUUUAAAAAUUCAGUUAAACGAUGAUAGAUGUUUUACGUGUUGGAGUAAUAUAAAAUAAUGAAGGAAACUCGGUUGUCAUUCUCCUCUGUUUGUUUGGGCCUUGUCAGUCAGCAACUGGCUUACAUCAAGGAGCUAAGUAGCUGCUAGCAGUGGCGAGUUUUUUUAGCUAGCCAGACUCUGAUACCGUUUGUUUAUGUUAGCUGCGCGACGGCUUCAUUUUCUGAAUUAGUGUUUCGAGUCAACAUACGCGGUUUGCACUUUGUGUCCGUUCGUAUUUACUAUUGUUCGUUACUAAAAAUAAAUAUGAGACUUGCUAUUGCAAUAUUAAGAUAGACAGGUAGCUCGCGUUUAUUCUGUUUAGCUCUAUUACGGUAACGGCUAGGUGGACAUUUUCUGUAUUCGGCUUAUGAGCAGCGAGUUACAUCAAAGCUAGACUUAUCAGUGAUUUUAUGUUUUUCUAGUAAGAAAGCACUAGUAUCUGCAUGCAGACAGUCGUUCAAACAAAACCAUCGAUUAACAGUCACAUUGGUCCUCUGAUGAUUAAAUUAUACUUUGUUUGGUUGAGAUACUAGGGGCGACUAACGUUGGUAAACACCAGGCCGCAGUGUACUCUGUGUGCCUGCGUUUAACAUUGAUAAGGCCUUGCUAGUUGUUAGCAGUAUUAGACCAGGCCAAACUUUUAAACGGGACAGUAGUACUUGUUAGGUUUGCUUUGUCUUUGCUUGAUUAAGGUCUUUAAAACGUAUCGCCUCGUAUGAGGCUUUGUCGUUCAAGAGGCAGCUGUGACAAUCAUGGGACUUUGAAUAUGAUUCUAGGUGUUAUUGUGCGAGCGUGUAUGUGUGAGUGAGGGUUCCAGUCUGAACCAUGGAACAGUGUGCAUGUGUUGAGAGGGAACUGGAGAAAGUUCUCCAUCGCUUUGUAAUGUACGGUCACCAGUCUGAAGAGAGGCUAGACGAGCUCCUGCGCAGUGUCUGUGAGAUACGAGGACAGCUAGUUGCUUUUGGAGUACAAGAUGCAGAUUUAUCAGUCCUAUCUCAGACUAUGGCACAGUGCUGUAAGAAUAUCAAAGAAACAGUACAGAUGCUAGCCUCCCGACAUAAGGACAUCCAUGGCAGUGUGUCAAAAGUGGGCAAAGCCAUUGACAGGAAUUUUGAUGCAGAGAUCAGCGCUGUGGUGGCAGAGACAGUGUGGGACACCCCAGAGAGACAGAAAUAUCUGAGUGAGACAAUUGUGGAGCACCUGUACAGACAAGGGAUGCUCAGUGUAGCAGAGGAUCUUUGUCAGGAGUCUGGUGUAGUUAUAGAUAUGAGUAUGAAGCAGCCUUUCCUGGAGUUGAACAGAAUCCUUGAAGCUCUGAGGAUGCAAGACCUCAGGCCAGCACUAGAAUGGGCUGUAACGAAUCGGCAACGCCUUUUGGACCUGAACAGCAGUCUAGAAUUCAAGUUGCACCGCUUGUACUUCAUCAGCCUGCUCAGUGGGGGGAUCAGCAACCAAAUGGAGGCCCUGCAGUACGCCAGGCACUUCCAGCCCUUUGCCUCUCAGCACCAGAGAGAUAUUCAGAUCCUUAUGGGCAGUCUGGUAUACCUGCGUCAUGGCAUUGAGAACUCUCCGUACCGCAGUCUGCUGGAGACAAAUCAGUGGGCCGAGAUCUGUAAUAUCUUCACCAGGGAUGCCUGCGCUUUGCUGGGCCUCUCUGUAGAGUCUCCCCUCAGUGUUAGUUUUGCAUCAGGCUGCAUGGCUUUGCCAGUGCUGAUGAACAUCAAGCAAGUGAUAGAGCAGAGACAGUGCAGUGGAGUUUGGACGCACAAAGAUGAGCUGCCUAUUGAAAUCGACCUGGGGAAGAAGUGCUGGUACCACUCUGUGUUUGCCUGCCCGAUCCUCAGGCAGCAGACCUCAGAAAGCAACCCCCCCAUGAAGCUCAUCUGUGGCCACGUCAUCUCCAGAGAUGCCCUCAACAAACUGACUAAUGCUGGGAAGUUGAAAUGUCCGUACUGCCCCAUGGAGCAGAAUCCCUCACAUGCCAAGCAGAUCUACUUUUGAUACCACACACUCUCAUCAUGAGUCAGGAUGAUGUUCCCUGGAGCUCUUUGCAUUUCCUGGACCAUUUGCUCUGGCCCUUGUUCCUCUGUCCUUGGCCUCUUGGCCUGUUAUUGUAAGCAUUAAGGUUUUAUCCCAGAGCUCUUCUGGACAGCCUUGGCCAUCCUGUAACCCACUUUGGACCCUCCAACUUUGCAUAGUAUAGUCCAGCAGGGAUGGUUACCUACAACCUGUAGUAGAGUGCAAAGUCUGUCAGUAAUGAGACCAUCGUCAUGAAGAAGCACCUCUGAAUAAGGAUCAUCCAUUGAAACUCAUUUGCAAAUGCCUGCAGAAUUAUAGGCUUAUCUUUUUAAAGUAUGUAAUACUUUAUAGUGUUUGUUUCUUGGCUUUAUCAGCCUUUCGAGUUGGAUGACUGCUUCUUUUUUUCUUUUUUUGUGAUGGAAGCAGUUGAAUGAUUAUGAAUGGGUGAGUAUGGGUAAAUGGUAUGGAUUGGCAGUUUCUGAUUUCAGGAUGGUGAUAAGCUUCUGUUAUACAUGCGAAAACCACAGAGUUAUGAACUGUGUUGGAGGUUUGUUAUUUUCUGGUGAAGGGAACUGAGGAGGUCCGUCUUGAACUGAACUCUUGUGACCCCCAUUACUCCUCCCCGAUGUAAUAAAGGUCUCACGUAGAUUUAAAGUCAUUCUUGGCUGAUGUAUCCGUUUGAUCGGUAGAACAAAUAACUCACCAAUGGUGGAACAGCUUUGUGACUGACUGCACCAGCAAGAUUUUCCUCAUUGUUGAAGCCAUUUGUCUUGUUCUAUGUAUGUAUUUAACAAUGACAAAAAGGUAACAAAAAUAUAUACUACUGUGAAAUGUG
Molecule: messenger RNA, 2902 nt
Organism: Scatophagus argus
Lineage: Eukaryota; Metazoa; Chordata; Actinopteri; Scatophagidae
Gene: rmnd5b
Product: required for meiotic nuclear division 5 homolog B
Exons: 10
Coding region: 874-2049 (391 amino acids)
Biological process (GO): proteasome-mediated ubiquitin-dependent protein catabolic process
Cellular component (GO): GID complex; nucleus; cytoplasm
Molecular function (GO): protein binding; ubiquitin protein ligase activity
Source: RefSeq, a predicted model, not a curated record